AUGCUGGACUUCCUCAGCUUCCCCCGCGAGAUCCGCGACAAGAUCCUCGAACAAAUCCCGCUGCUCCCCCGCCGCGCCCCGCACCCCUCGGACCUUAACAAGACAGAUCGCAUGGCCGUCAACGACCGGUACUACUCGGGAGCCUGGGAGGCCACCACCCGCGUCUUCUUCGGGAAGCGCCAACGCCUCGCCAACCCCCUCCUGCCCCUCCUCCUCGUCAGCCGACAGCUGCACGACGAGACGAAGGACAUGAUGCGCAGGACUAUAGAAACGAAAAACCCCCCGGAUUACGUGCUCGACCUCGUGUACCUGCGCGACUGGACACUGUGGCCCACCUGGCUGUCCGUGCCGAGGCUGGCAGAUCGCAUCGGCACCGUGUACGCGCAGUUCCGCAUCUUCGAUGCACUGGCGCAUUUGGCGACGCCUGUCCCGGAUGCCGGGGGACGCGGUAUGCACCAGAUCGGCUGCGGGGGCCCUCAACGCGCGGUGUGGUUGUGGUAUCAUGUUCUCGUCGGCUUCCUGCGACACGGCCCCGCGGCUCUGGACGGGCAGGCUGAGCAGAGGCCGGUCUCGGUAAGGGCGCUGGUGCUGGAUUUCGUGACGCCGGAGGAGGGGGAGGGCGGUGCCGGUCUGCUCCCGCUCGGGGCCUGCCCUAGGAAUCCUUGGCGGCUGACGAAGACUGAUAACCCCGGUGACGAGCCAGCGGUCCGCGACUAUUAUGCCCCGCGAUGCCUGGACCCCGAGGACGAGGCCCCGGCUCAGGCGACGGAGGAGAAGACGCUGCCGGCUCUGUAUCUGGCGUACUACGUUCGGAGAUUGCUCAGGAUGAUGGCGCAUUUCAUCCACAAGUACGAUCUACAGGGCAGGAUUCUGUACGAGACGGUGGGCGAGGUCGAGUUCCGGCUUGAUGGAAGGCCAAAGUGGCGCGUUGACAUCGCGGCGAUGCUGGCGGAGGCUUCUAGUGAGGGUUAUGCGACGACGCACCCUGAGGAGCACGCGGAGUGUGUGAGGUGGAAGCGGGGGACUGUUGAGAGGCGUAGGAGGGCUGGUCUGCCGAUUAGGGAAUCUUGA
This is a messenger RNA of Anthostomella pinea, 1071 nucleotides long. The record is from the annotation of a GenBank genome assembly. NCBI's taxonomy places the organism in Eukaryota, Fungi, Ascomycota, Sordariomycetes, Xylariales, Xylariaceae.